AUGUUCAACACCGAUGUUCCUCCCACUCCCGGGCGCACAGACUUUCCUAUCACGGGCGACGCCGUUGACCCUUUCCAUCGUCCAGUAUGUGCCCGGCCGCCAACCAAGAAGGAAAUUCAACACAAGUCUCCCCCGAGGUUGCCCUCUGAACAUACCGAAGAGCUCCAGUUCCAAGGCGAGGUCGUCCACACCCUCAUGAUGACGACUGAAGUUGCCAGGGUGCUGGCGAUGCUAGAUGCGAUUAUGGGCCCGGCGGAAAAGUGUGGAUUAGAUCCCACUCGGUGUGGCGAGCGAAGCCAGGGAGACGUGACACAUAACCUCGUCUCGUAUGGCGACCAGGCCCAGUCGUUCACCUUGCGCGUCUUUGGAAUCGACUGCACAUGCUCGGUAUGUCUGCGUCAAUGGGCUAAAAAAGCAUCUCCCAAGAAAUCAACAUCGAAGAACGGCCUCCAAGGCACUUUGCUCGACACCCAAUCUGUCGUUUCUGCCAUGGUCGAUUUCCUCGGUAUCGAAGUGUCGAACGAAGAUGCGGGUCCCUCGUCAAAGUCAUUCUCUCAGCAGUGGGACAGAGAAAGAGUUGUGAACGCAAUGCUGUGGUUUCUGGAGCCAUUCGUCCGGUAUUGGCUCGUCGCAGAUGGAGAAGGCUCGACGGAGGAGUACCAUGAUUCCGAUAAUGACGACACUCCAAUCCCACCAUGCACUGACGAACCCGACCAACUCGAACUGAAUCUCGGCCUUCGGAUGCAAGACCUUCGACUGAUCUUCCGUACCAUGUACGACUUCUACGCCAAGGGCCUGAGCACGAAGAUAAUGCCUCUGUCUUUACCCAUACGACUCUAUCGGUUGCAUCGACAGAGAAUAGCUAUGCAGGCGAGAAUGGAGUUGGAGAAAGAGUCAGAAGUUCAGGCCAAAACUGGAGCUGCACGACAGGAAAUCGCCACAGUUUCGAACCAAGACGCACCGAUGGAUACGGAGGCGGGCUCUGGUGUCCAGGGAGACGAUGAGCUUGAAGAGGGGGAGAUCCGUGAAGACUCCGUCUCCACCACAUCCAUCACGACUAGCGAGCCAGCUCCGGACACCAUGGCGCCUUUCCCUGAGGGGUCAUUCUACGACCACUUCACCUCCAGCACACAUGCCAUCGCGUUGAUGUUUUUCCAGAACCGGUCCCACACUGGCGCUGAGACUCCCCCCAAGCUCGCAAUCCGUUCUGCGGCGGCCCGGGCCGCAAUGCGCGAAAGAGAGGGCAGAGGAGGUGGGAUGCGGGGGUUGACUGGGAAGGCCAGGGAGACAGCACUGGAGGCCAGGGUCGUUAAGGCGCGCCUGGAAGAUCAAGAGAGGAGGGAGGCUGCUCAGACUUUGGAGGGCAGGAAGGGUCAGUUGACGUGUCGGCCCAAGAAUUCCUCGCCUCUCCGGCUCUCCCUGACGAGAGACGAGGCUUUCGCUCUGAUGGAUGCGAAUGAGAGACGAUGGACAAAAGUCGAUCGAUUGAUAUCCCUGGUCUACGGUGAUAUGCGACAUGAACUGGAAGAAGCGCAAGCCAGGUAUUUGGUACCCGGCAAGGGUUUGCAUAUCGACGAACCGACUUCACGACUUCCAAUGCCCCUAUCGGAUAGCAAUCCUUGCACGACAUCCCCUCCUGUCGCAGAUCCUCCAACAUGGCCUUUCUCUCGUGAUCCUCUUCCGAAGCCAGCACUAUGCUCUCUAGCGCACAACGGAAACUUGAUGGGAUACCCAGCUCGCAUCCCCGUCACCGACUCAGUCGCGCAAAUACUUGCCAAUGCCAAAGCCCUACUACUCCCCCAUUGGUCCACGUUCGAAGCGGACCUGAAGUGCUCAGUCGAUAACAUCUACACCGAGAACCCGCGUCUCCAAGAGGAGCGGGAUCAGUGUCAAGUCGAGAAAGAAAAGGAAGCGAUGGAAUGGAGAGAUCCUGUCUUUGGACCAUCGAUCCGAGAUGAAGUUCCUCCCAACGACGAAGAAUUCGAAGACAUCCCAACGCUCUCGCCUCGAUUGAAGGAGCUCGAGCGGAUGAUCUUUCGACAAACUCGAUUGAAGGUCGUAUCGGAGACGGGGAGCUCCCUUUCGUCGAAUGGGAAUUUGUUUUAUCAGCCUUCUACCCUGACUGCCUGA
This is a messenger RNA of Coprinopsis cinerea okayama7#130, 2130 nucleotides long. RefSeq lists its product as hypothetical. The transcript is spliced from 2 exons. Bases 1 to 2130 code for a protein of 709 amino acids. The record is from RefSeq and is a predicted model, not a curated record. NCBI's taxonomy places the organism in Eukaryota, Fungi, Basidiomycota, Agaricomycetes, Agaricales, Psathyrellaceae.